ACAACACAAUGACAGAAACCAAUGCAUUUACCUCGAAUCAUGAGAGGAGUAGUAAACGAUCUUCUCAUAGAUCAUCAUCCAGUCGUUCCAAGCGCAGUUCUUCGAGCAAACCACGCAAAGGUGGAUCUUCAUUUUUGAGAAUUGUUGAGAGUAUAUUCUUUAGGUUAUAUACAAUGAUCGCCAGGCUGAUUUUCAAAUUUAUCUAUGGCGAAAAGGGACAAUCGAUGCCGGCCAUUACAGAUCCCAUUCUAUUGGAAUCGGCUACUUCACUUGCCAGAAAAAUACGCAAACAAGAGCUUACUAGCGUUCAAGUUUUAGAAUCAUUCAUUAGACGUAUCAAGGAGGUGAAUCCUUUGCUGAAUUGUGUGGUCGAUGAACGUUAUGACGAUGCCAUGAAAGAGGCCAAAGAAGCUGAUGAGCUAAUCAAAUCCGGCAAAUACACCGAAGAAGAAUUGGAAAAACAAAAACCCUAUUUGGGUGUUCCAAUUUCCACCAAGGAUUGUAUUUCGGUCAAGGGUAUGCUGCACACAUCUGGCCUGUACGAAAGACGCAAUCAUCGUGCCUCCGAAGAUGCCGAUGCCAUGGCAUUGAUGCGCAAAGCUGGCGCCAUUCCAUUCGCUCUGACAAAUGUCUCAGAAGUUUGCAUGUGGUGGGAGAGCAACAAUACCGUACAUGGACGCAGUCGUAAUCCCUACGACACCAAUCGUAUUGUUGGCGGUUCAAGUGGUGGUGAAGGUUGCAUUCAAGCCGCGGCUGCAUCACCCUUCGGUCUAGGCUCAGACAUUGGCGGUUCUAUUCGUAUGCCUGCCUUUUUCAAUGGUAUCUUCGGUCAUAAACCAUCGAAAUUCGUUGUUUCCAAUCGGGGUCAAUUCCCCCUGCCUAACUGUGAAGAACAAAAUUCAUUUUUGGGUAUUGGUCCCAUGGUCAGACAUGCUGAGGAUUUAAAACCAAUGCUGAAGAUUAUCGCCGGCGAAAAAGCCGAUCAACUGAAAUUGGACGAACCUGUUGAUGUACAGAAAUUGAAAUUCUUCUAUCAGGAAACUGAUGGCGGUGGUCGCCUUGUUUCACCCGUCGAUUCGGAUCUCAUUGAUGCCAUUCAUCGCAUUGUUGAUCAUUUGCAAACGAAACUAAAGGUACCUGUUGAGCAGGUACAAUUGCCAGCAUUCCGUCAAUCAGCUUCCAUUUGGUUUGCCAAUAUGAAAGAUGAUACCGGUCAUGCCUUCGACUAUCAAUUGGGCAACUGUAAACGUGUCAUAAAUACCAAACUGGAAUUGGUAAAAUGGAUUUUCGGAUCAUCCAAACACACACUGAUUGCCUUACUGACCGCACUUCUGGACAAAUCCCAACCUCAACAUGGUUCCUCGAAAUACCAUCACUUGGUUAAGAAACGUAAUGAGUUGCGCGAAGAGAUGCAACAACUAUUGGGUGACAACGGUGUACUCAUCUAUCCCACACAUCCCACCGUAGCUCCAUAUCACAAUGAGCCCAUCAUUAAGCCCAUAAACUUCUCCUACACCGGUAUUAUCAAUGUUCUCGGCUUCCCAGCAACAAAUAUUCCCUUGGGAUUGGGUUCGGAAGGUGUGCCACUUGGUGUACAGGUUGUUGCCAAUUUCAAUCAAGAUCGUUUGUGCCUGGCCGUUGCUGAGGAGCUCGAGAAGGCAUUUGGCGGCUGGAAGAGACCGGAAAUACGCAUUUAGUUUAGUCUAUUAGCAAGUGACC
Musca vetustissima is the source of this 1719-nucleotide messenger RNA. Its product is annotated as fatty-acid amide hydrolase 2-B. Bases 9 to 1697 code for a protein of 562 amino acids. The transcript is spliced from 3 exons. NCBI's taxonomy places the organism in Eukaryota, Metazoa, Arthropoda, Insecta, Diptera, Muscidae. The record is from RefSeq and is a predicted model, not a curated record.